Messenger RNA from Eublepharis macularius, 180 nucleotides. RefSeq names its product cortexin domain containing 1 (gene CTXND1). The transcript has a single exon. NCBI's taxonomy places the organism in Eukaryota, Metazoa, Chordata, Lepidosauria, Squamata, Eublepharidae. The coding region runs from base 1 to 180 and encodes 59 amino acids. The record is from RefSeq and is a predicted model, not a curated record.
AUGGAAGGACCAACCCCAGAGCCAGUCUUUGUCGACGUGGAUAAAGGGCUGACACUGGCAUGCUUCGUCUUCCUUUGCCUUUUCUUGAUUGUCAUGAUAAUCCGCUGUGCCAAAGUCAUCAUGGACCCUUACAGCGCCAUCCCGACAUCCACUUGGGAGGAGCAACACCUGGAUGACUGA